Molecule: messenger RNA, 981 nt
Organism: Rasamsonia emersonii CBS 393.64
Lineage: Eukaryota; Fungi; Ascomycota; Eurotiomycetes; Eurotiales; Trichocomaceae
Exons: 5
Coding region: 1-981 (326 amino acids)
Source: RefSeq, a predicted model, not a curated record
AUGCCUAGUUCCAAAUUCUCUGCCGACUCCUUGCCUGACUUGAAAGGCAAAGUGUUUCUCGUCACAGGCGGAAAUGCCGGCAUCAAGGGCAGUGGUAAGGCCACCGUCAUCGGCCUGGCUAGCCAUGGCGCCACGGUAUACAUGGGCGCGAGGAACGAGUCGAAAGCUCUCGCAGCGAUCCAGGAGAUCAAGAAAGAACUUCCCACUGCAGAUAUACGCUUUCUCGGAAUGGAUCUGACGACGUUGGAGAGCGUCGUCGCGGCGGCGAGAGAUCUUCGCAGCAAGGAAUCCGUCCUCCAUGGUCUAGUUAACAAUGCCGGAAUCAUGGGGGUUCCUUUCUCCAAGACGGAUGACGGAUAUGAGGUCCAGUUUCAGACGAAUUACCUUUCCCACUGGCUCCUCACUUACCACCUCCUUCCUCUCCUGCUUUCCACGGCCCGUUCUGCUGGUCCCGGCGCUGUACGCAUAGUGAAUGUGACAUCCGAUGGCCACGCCUUGUUUACGAACAAAAAGGGCAUUGAUUUUGACAACAUCGACCUUGAGUCCAGUUCUUCGAUGACCCGGUAUGGCCAAUCAAAGCUUGCCAACAUUCUGCAUGCCAAAGAGCUCCAUAAACGGUAUGGGCCAGGGGCGGAUGGAGAGGAAGGUGGUGAAAUUUGGGUCGCAGCUGUCCAUCCGGGUCAUAUUGAUACCGAUCUCAACAAGCAAGCGACCGCCAAUGGACCGCCGAUCGUUCUACGUGCCCUCACGUCGGUAUUCCGAUGUCUGGGAGUCCUGGACGAGCAGGCCAAGGGCGCAUUGUCCUCCUUGUUUGCCGUCGCCAGCCCUGAAUUCAAGCAACAAGACUCUGGGAGUUAUGUUGUGCCAUAUGCCAAGAUUGGAACCCCCAGUCAGGCGGCAAGGGACCCAGUGUUAGCUGAGAAGUUGUGGACCUGGACAGUGGAGGAGUUGAGGAAAAAGGGCAAGCUGGACGUCGCGUAG